Molecule: messenger RNA, 447 nt
Organism: Microthlaspi erraticum
Lineage: Eukaryota; Viridiplantae; Streptophyta; Magnoliopsida; Brassicales; Brassicaceae
Source: the annotation of a GenBank genome assembly
AUGGGUUUACAAGGUCAACUCUCGGAUGUUUCCUCCGAUUCAAUCCCUCUGAUGCUCGUUGCUCUCCUCGCGACUCUGUUCAAACACGUCCGCUCUUUUCUCCACCGCUUCUGCGCCUCCGGUCCUCAUCUCUCCGCCGUCGACGAAGCUUCCGCUUCCGUCUCUUCAGGACUCGCGAACCUCGUCGUCCUCGCCGACCAACUCAACCUCAACCGCCUGUUCUCCUACCGGUACGCCGAUAACGCCGCCUCCGAUUGCAUCGUGUGCUUGUCUACGCUCAAGGCCGGAGAAGAAGUGAGGAAGCUAGAUUGCAGACACGUGUUCCAUAAACAGUGUCUUGAAGGUUGGAUCCAACAUCUCAAUUUCAGUUGUCCGCUCUGUAGAUCUCCAUUGCUCACCGAUUCCAUUUCGUCAUUCCCUCUUCACUCGGCCACUGCAGCUCAUUGA